Symbiodinium natans is the source of this 3858-nucleotide messenger RNA. NCBI's taxonomy places the organism in Eukaryota, Dinophyceae, Suessiales, Symbiodiniaceae. The record is from the annotation of a GenBank genome assembly.
AUGUUGUCGCUGCGACGAAUGUUGCGGCAAUGGAAAGCUGUGUUAGUCUGGUUGUUGCUGACCUCCCGGGCGUCGCAAUGCGCACCGCAGUUUUGCAUGCCGCGGGCUGGCAGCUGCCUGGGUCAGUUGGCCGAGUUCAGACAAAGUCUCAAGAUGCCCUUUGACAGUUUCAGUCUUGAUUUACCUGUGCCCGUGAUGGUGGACGACUGGGAUGGAGAUGGGGCAGAUGACUUGCUGAUCACGAAUCGGACGCGCACUUGGUAUUUCCAUGUUACGGCAGACAGGCAACUGGUUCCGGUAGAGGAGACUGAAAACCCUUUUCGUGGGGUACGAGAAUUUUACGCGGGGCGAAGUUCAUUCUGUGUGCAUGCCCUCGACUGGGAUCGCGAUUCCAAUCUGGAUCUUGCUGUUUCUUCUACCAAUUUCACGCACCUUUUCGUGGACUUCUGGCGGCGUGAGCAAGACAAGUCAUUAAGUCUAAAUUAUAGCAUCCCAUUGGCCGACCUUCCUUCAUUUACUCGUUUCUUCAGAUGCGCUGCCAUGCAGCUUGUGGAUUGGGACGCCGACGGCGAUCUCGACCUGCUUGUCUCGACGCUUCCGCUUGGUCCCCCAUACUCCGAGGCAGGCAUGUAUUUCAUGGAGGCAGCCGGCUAUCUUGACUAUAAGCCCUACAACAAGUUGACGGAUCCUUUCCAAGGGCUGUUAAGCAUCGUAGUGAAGCUUCAAGCUGUGGACUGGGAUGGAGACGGCGAUCUGGAUAUGCUUGCCACCGACAACGGUGGUGCUGUGCACCUCUUCGAACAUUUUGGACAGCGGUCACGCAAAGGAGCUGGAGCCAUAGACGAGCAUCCCUUGACCUGGGGUCAACACAAUCUGAAGCACCUCGUUGAUUUCGACAAGGACGGUUUGCUUGAUGUUCUUCUGUUGGAACGUAAGACGGACUUUUCUCACUACUCCAUUCAAGUUUGGAUACAAGAAAAGCUUAAUGAGCUGCGGCCACACCUUCGAGACACAAGUCCUCUUCAGUCAGAGCUUUUCAGUGUUGACCCUAAUCCCCUUUUACAAGUGCUCGACUGGGAUGGCGACACCCGCUGGGACUUUCUGUCCGUCACGAGUUACAAGGACUCCGUAGUCAUAAAGCUUCAGCGCCAGACAAGCGCAGGCUCCUUCACGCCCAAGGUUUUGUGCAGAGUUUCUUCAGACAAUGUGGCUCAUUUUUCAUUUCAAGGUGGGGACUGGGACGAGGAUGGCGUCCCAGACAUCCUCAUUUGGACCUCGCUGGGCAUGAAGUUGCUUGUUGACUUCAGUGGAGACGAAUGUGUCAUGAGGAACACGUCGCUUGGACCUCCAGCUUCGGCUUCUCGCUAUUUCUGCCAGGCCAUGGAUGCUGACAGUGAUGGGGACGUCGAUUUUUAUUGUGUGGAGCAAGAUCUCGCCGGCGCAGUCGAACAGGUUGUUGGAAACUUGCAGCUGGUGAAUGAUACUGCAGCGUCCGGUGCUGGCAACGUGACGCUAGCGCUGCUCUGUGUGCAGUUUCCGAUUUCGACCACUUCUUCCGUACUUCGGGCAGCGGGUCCUCCGGAGACUGUUGCUCGUAGUUUGCAGAAGCUAACGGAGUGGCCCAGCCUGGUCUACCCCUGUUUUGUUGAUUGGGACCGUGAUGGUGAAAUGGAGGCCAUCGGUGUUGACCUGACUGGUGGCUCGCGUCUGCAGUACUACUCUGCAGGGCAUUGUGUCAGCGCCCCGUUGUCCAUCGGGGCUGUCAUUGUUCCGGCUAGUCCGCAGCCCACUGCGGGCUUGAAAUGUUGGCUGCAGUUGAAACUGUUUCCACAGGAUUGUUCCGCGUGUGAGCGCAACUAUGCUUCUGGGAAGGAGGGAAGAUGCCUCCCUUGCCCAGGCGUCGGGCGUGACACGCAUGGAAGCUGCGCCGGACGUGGGACGUGUCAUGAUGACAUCCUUGCGGCCAAGGAGGCCAGGAAGUCAAACGCCUCCAACAUGUCGGUGCUCCUGGCACGGGGUCGGGGCAGCUGCAAGUGCAACCAUCCCUUCAACGGCACCGGCUGCGAUGAAGGUCAGUGCCCAGCCGGGAAUGAAUAUGUCACGGGCAAGAUGCAGCCGGAUUCUUGCAAAGCCUGCCAGCCGAACCACUUCAAAACCCAACCCGGAAAUUAUCCUUGCCAACCUGCUGACCUAUUCGUGGCCAUCCUCACCCUUGCUUCUGUGCUUGCCGGCGGGUUCCUGCCUGUCAUGCUCGGCAACAGGAUCCCCAUCCAAGAGAUCUCCAACACAGGCCAUGGCGUGCGUGUCACCACUGUGCGAGGGCAUUGGGUCCGCCCGCGUCUGGCUGCCACCAAGGUGUACUUCGAGGGCACUGGUGUCCAUACGCUGGACACGAAGCCUGGAAACGGACCAUGCCACACAGUCCGGACUGUAGAUCGCUACACUUUGCAACUCCACGGCAAGGACGGCAGUGCCUGGGAGGGGGUGGCGGAGACGUCCUGCGGCUGGCUAUGGCUUCCUUGGCAAGAGGCGCUCCUCGCGACCGGCUUCUGGUGUGCACCAACAGUAACCUUAGUGGGCGUGCUGCUGUCGAUCCCUUUCGUUGUCCUGACGAUGACGCGCGCCUACGAAGUUGACAUCGCCUGGCUCCCGGCGCUCGCCGGCGGCCUUCUCUGCUUCCUGCUGGUUGCGUCCUACAGGGGCCCGCUGGCCGCCAAGCGCACGGCUCUGCGCAAGGCCCAGAGCGCGUUCCUCCGACAGCUGCGGCUUUUCCAGCCGAAGCCGGUGCCCAGGGAGCGCGGCCCCAGCCGGGCCAUCACCCUCGGCCAGCUGUGCGAGCUCCACCAGGCUUUCCAAGGCUUCAUCCAAGAUCGGAGCAUGCAUUACGUCUGCCACAAUCUCGUGAAGCCACUCACCAGCGAGGCCCGGCUUUCCUACGCGGAGGUGGCCGGGCCGCAUGAGGUGGAGUACUUCGUGAGCCACUAUUGGGGCACGCCCUUCCGGGACUUCGUCAGCAGCGUUUGGAAGCACUCGGAGGCCAUAGUGCACGUCGACGGGCAGCUGGGCCUUGAAAUCACGAGGACGAGGUACUGGAUUUGCACCGUCAGCAACAAUCAGUGGGAAGUGGAAUGCGAGCUGGGCGGUGGUGGCACGGCCGGCUGGGAGGAAUCUUCUUUCUACAUGGCGCUGCGGGCAUCCGGCACCAGGGGAACGGCCAUGAUCCUGGAUGAGGAGGCGACACCCCUCAAGCGCUCCUGGUGCCUCUUUGAGCUCUUCCAGACUUUCCAGCUGAGCGAGCAAGAUGCAAGCUUCCAGUUCCUUUUCUGCACGCCGUCGGGCGUGCUGAACUACGGCAACUGCAGCGUGGACGCGGCCAUCGCCAUCUCCGACCGGCUGGUCACGCUCCGCCUCGAGGAUGCCGAAGCCAGCUACGCGUCGGACAAGGACAUGAUCGACCAGCUCAUCUCGCAGGAAGAGGGCGGCUUCGACGCCGUGAACUUCUCGCUGAAGCUGCGCAUCUCCGAGGUCCUCAGGGCCACGGAGCGGCACCUCGGGGGCGAGCUCGGGCGGCUGAAUCGCAGCUUGGAGGCGACCAUGGAAGGCUACAUGACCCAGCGCGCCGCGCAGGAGCAGGCUCGCGAGCCACCUGCGCAGGCCCUGCAGGAGAGGGCGCCGGCAGGCCCGGAGCUUCUGAAGCUUCAUGGGAAUUGGGGCCAGAAGCGCUCCUUACAUCGCGGGAAAAGACCUGGGCUGCUGGCGAGCUUUGACUACAGUCUCACUUGGAAGUCCCUUCAGGAAGAGGAGCAGGAUCGCCAGGAAGCCAUCCGCCCGAAGACGAAGGUAAUUCAACCCCUUUGA